AUGUUGGUCGAGAAAAGAUCUGGACAAACUCCCAAAGUCCCUGAAUCCCGUUUCAAUAUCGAUGCCCAUUUUCAUUCCAACCUCGAGCGGCCGGGUUCGUUCAACGUGUUGGGAGGCUACUUUCUCGAUCAAAAUCCCGAAGACUUCGAUCCUACCGCCUUCAACAUGACCCCUAUAGAAGCACAGUGGCUGGAUCCACAGCAGCGGAAGAUUCUUGAAGUGUCCUAUGAGUGUCUGGAGAAUGCUGGUCUCACUUUGGAAGCCGUAUCUGGAUCGAACACGGCCACUAUCGUGAACCCGGAUUUUCGUCACAACUAUGCGGCCACUGGUGUUGACCCAGGUAUCAUCAGUAACCGGGUCGGCAAUAUUUUCAACUUGAAGGGCCCUAUUUUUACUAUCAAUACUGCCUGCUCGUCCUCAAUUUACGCGAUCCACAACGCCUGUCAUGCCCUACGUGCACGGGAUUGUGAUGCAGCAAUCACUGGAGGCGUUAACUUAAUUCUCACUGUCGACCAGCACAUGAACACGGCCAAAUUGGGUAUCCUGUCGCCCACAUCUACUUGCCAUACCUUUGAUGCAUCUGCUGAUGGCUAUGGUCGUGCGGAGGGUGCGGGUGUCCUCUACAUGAAGCGUCUGCAGGACGCCAUCCGUGACGGAGAUCCGGUGCGUGGAGUGAUCCGGUCCUCUGCCGUCAACACCAAUGGUAAGGUUGAAGGAAUGGGCAUUACUCACCCCAGUCGUAAGGGCCAGGAAGCAGUUGUACGCAUGGCAUACGAUAAAGUUGGACUCGAUCCAAACCUCACUGCCUAUGCUGAACUGCACGGCACCGGCACUCCCGUGGGAGACCCGAUUGAGGUCAACGCCAUUGCGAGCGCCAUGAAUGACACGCGAUCUCCAGAGCAGCCACUGCUCCUGGGAGCUGUUAAACCAAACAUCGGUCACAGCGAAGCGGCAAGUGGAAUUUUCGCCGUAAUGAAGGCAGCAAUGAUGACCGAGGCGGCUGUCAUUCCGGGAGUCGCCCAUUUCCAACAAUUGAAUCCAGCUAUUCAUGAGGAGGAUUGGAAUGUCAAGGUCAACAGUGAGACCAAGCCAUGGCCGAACGAAUCUGGUCUUCGCCGCACCAGUGUCUCGUCUUUUGGAUACGGUGGUACUAAUGGUCAUGUAAUUGUCGAGUCAGUCGAUUCCUUAUAUCCUUGGUAUCAGCACGCCAAACCUAAGCGAGAGGCAUCCUAUAACUGUGCCUCCUCGCGUCCAUUCCUACUAACAGUUUCUGCUCAUGACAAGUCUACUCUCGCCAGAAAUGCAGCAGCUAUCAACAGAGUCGCGAAAGAAUACUAUUUCACUGAUCUCGCAUACACGCUCGAUAUGAGCCGUACACGCUGGGGACACCGGGCGUUUACUGUUGCCCGCGAGGACCGACCAGCCGAAGUUUUUGGCUCGGACUUGCAAACUGGUGUUGCAUUCUCUUCUGUACCAGAUGUGGGAUUUCUUUUCACUGGUCAAGGUGCACAAUGGGUAGGUAUGGGACAGAAAGCAGCGAGGGAGUUCCCAUCAUUUUAUCAGACGUUGCAGAGGUUGGAUUCUGUCCUUGCACGACUUAACCCGCCACCAUCAUUCACCCUCGAGGGGUUUAUUAUCAACCAUGCAGACGCUACAGCCAUCAACGGGCCGGAGAUAUCUCAGCCGCUGUGUACUGCCAUUCAAAUUGCUCUGGUGGAUCUGUUUGACGAAUGGAACAUUAACCCCUCAGUCAAUGCUGGACACUCGUCCGGUGAGAUUGGCGCAGCAUACGCCGCCGGUUUGAUUUCCGCACCGGGGGCCAUCCUUGCCGCAUACUGCCGCGGCCAUGCGGUCAAGGCCCAUUCAUCAAAGGGAUCGAUGCUGGCCGUUGGCCUCGGAGCGGAUGAAGCUGAGAAGUACAUGUUGUCAUACACCCCCGACCAGCUGUGUAUCGCCUGCGAGAGUUCUCCCAUCUUUAACCACCCACCAUGCCACCAAAUCGCUCUCGAUCGAACCGAAACUCGCAGGAACAAGAGGGACGCAUUUUAUUAGCUAUAGAAGCUUUUAAAAAAGGAGAAAUCAGCUCAAUCCGUGAAACAGCACGUCGAUUUAACAUACCGCGUU
Molecule: messenger RNA, 2124 nt
Organism: Aspergillus ruber CBS 135680
Lineage: Eukaryota; Fungi; Ascomycota; Eurotiomycetes; Eurotiales; Aspergillaceae
Product: type I polyketide synthase
Exons: 7
Coding region: 1-2052 (683 amino acids)
Biological process (GO): fatty acid biosynthetic process; secondary metabolite biosynthetic process
Molecular function (GO): fatty acid synthase activity; 3-oxoacyl-[acyl-carrier-protein] synthase activity
Source: RefSeq, a predicted model, not a curated record